Molecule: messenger RNA, 1040 nt
Organism: Culex pipiens pallens (northern house mosquito)
Lineage: Eukaryota; Metazoa; Arthropoda; Insecta; Diptera; Culicidae
Gene: Rpp30
Product: ribonuclease P protein subunit p30
Exons: 3
Coding region: 130-1035 (301 amino acids)
Biological process (GO): tRNA processing
Cellular component (GO): nucleolar ribonuclease P complex
Molecular function (GO): RNA binding
Source: RefSeq, a predicted model, not a curated record
AUUUCAAAUCAAAACAAACACCGAGAAUCAGCUUUGCUCGUUGCAAAUGUUUAGAAAAUUUGCUUUUGUAUGAAACUUUAAUUUUAAUCUACUGUUGAUUUUAAAAUAAUUUUGCCAAUUUGAUCAAACAUGCAUAAAUACACCGGCUUUAGUGAUUUAUGUGUACCGUACACGGAGUCAACCAAAGAUCUAAAAGAAAUCUUGAAAGAGCUCAUUGAAUUGGGGUAUAAAAAUGUUGCUAUAGAGCAAACGUACGAUCACGUGAACAACAAUGGUUCCAAGAAAUCCGACCCAAUUCCUCCGGCGGUGGAUUUGACCAAUAUCAGCAAAGAGCUCAAGGGCAAGCUGCAACUCCUGAACCGCAUAACCAUCGUUUAUUCCGACGCCUCGGUGACGCUGGUAACGAGCCGGUCCGCGAAUCUGCGCGGGUACAACCUGGUAGCGGUCAUCCCGACGACCCCGGACGCCUUCAACCAUGCCUGCCAAACGAUGCCCUGCGACAUCAUCUCGUACAACGCGGACACCGUCAGGGGAAAGAUGAGCCGGAAGUACUACUUUCUAGCCGUCAGCAGGAACAUUAUGCUCGAAAUCAAGUACGCGCCGGCCAUCGUCAACUCCAACGAGCGCAAAGAGAUCAUCAACCGCGCUCACAAGUAUCACUCGUACGGCAAGUCGAAGAAUGUGGUCAUUAGCAGUGGGGCUCAGAACCGAUUCCAGGUGCGCGGGCCGUACGAUAUCGCCAACCUGGGGCUGAUCUUUGGGCUGAGCGAAGAACAGUCGAAAAAUGCUAUUCUGGCACUUCCGAGGAAAGUGCUCAUUGCGGCGGACGCGAGACGGCAUGGCAAGGCUGGGAUAGUUGUGCGGCGGCAGCAGGAUGUGGUCGACAGUGACGACUACUCGGAAUCGGAACUCAACGAGGAGAUCCAGACUAGUGACGAAGAAGAAGAGGAGGAUGAAGAUUGUUCCGCAGAUGAAGAAAUGUGUGAGGAUGAGGUUGUAGAGCCACCGAAGAAAGUGGCGAAAUAUGAGAAAUGAAACCG